AUGACUCUAGAAGAUCCCUUCUACGUCGUAAAAGAUGAGGUGUUCCGUGCGUUGAACAAGACUCGCGGAUUGUAUCUUCGCUGGCAGGAAGUAACCCGUACACCUAUAGCUCACAGCCCAGAAGCCGAGUGGACUUCGACAGAACUCAAGAACGCUAUAAGAAGCAUCGAAUGGGACUUGGAAGACCUUGAAGACACAAUCAAUAUCCUUUUUAGCAUACAUAUCAGAUUGGAUGCAUUUAUCAAAUGA
Danaus chrysippus (African queen) is the source of this 249-nucleotide messenger RNA. The record is from the annotation of a GenBank genome assembly. Lineage: Eukaryota; Metazoa; Arthropoda; Insecta; Lepidoptera; Nymphalidae.